CAUGGAACUCGCUCUCUGUUAACUCCUUCAGCUGCUUCGUUCUUUGAUUCUUCUUCCUUUUCCUCUCUUCUCUCUCAGUCAGAUCAGUCUUUGAAAUCUGAGCGCUUCUCCGAUCUCCCACAAUGUCCGCACCCGCCGAAGAGCCUCCCUCCCAAAACGGACUCCAACCCGACCCGACUACAAAUCCCGACCCCCAACCCGAACCACAGACAGUCGUCCGGUCCGAAUCCGCGCCAGAACCGUCGCAACAGCCUCGAGCUCGACCGGAGCCAGUUCCAGAGCCCGAGGCUCAGCCGGAGCCUGAAACUAAACCGGAAUCACGAGCUCCACCCGAACCGGUGGUGAUCGACUCUGCAGAUCCGGCGGUGGAGGAAGCCAAAGAAACCACGGCGGUGCCGAUCGAGUCCAGUUCGCAAGGGACUGCAAAACCUGAGCUGAAGAAAGACGAAGGGAGCCGUACAUUCACAAUGAGAGAGCUGCUUAACGGCUUGAAGAAUGACGACGCUGCUAACGAGUCUAGCUCUCCGUACAGUCACAGUGAAGGAACGCCGCGUCAGCAACAGCAACAAGAGCAGAACAAUGCUGCAAUGGAGUUGAUCAAUAGUGUCACUGGCACCGAUGAUGAUGGAAGAUCUCGCCAGCGCGUUCUUACUUUUGCUGCCAAGAGGUAUGCUAGUGCUAUAGAGAGGAAUCCAGAUGAUUAUGAUGCACUAUACAAUUGGGCGCUGGUUCUUCAGGAAAGUGCGGACAACGUUAGUCCUGAUUCUACGUCUCCUUCUAAAGAUGCUUUGCUUGAGGAGGCUUGCAAAAAAUAUGAUGAGGCUACCCAUCUGUGCCCUACACUUCAUGACGCCUUCUAUAAUUGGGCCAUAGCAAUCUCUGAUCGAGCGAAAAUGCGUGGUCGUACAAAGGAAGCUGAAGAACUAUGGAAGCUGGCUACGAAAAAUUAUGAGAAAGCUGUCUUGCUGAACUGGAACAGUCCCCAGGCUCUUAACAACUGGGGACUUGCUCUGCAGGAACUUAGUGCAAUUGUUCCUGCACGAGAAAAGCAAUCGAUUGUAAAAAGUGCAAUCAGUAAGUUCCGGGCAGCUAUUCAGUUGCAAUUUGAUUUCCAUCGAGCAAUUUACAACCUUGGAACUGUAUUGUAUGGAUUGGCAGAGGAUACACUAAGAACUGGGGGAUCUGGAAAUCCCAAAGAAGUUUCACCUAAUGAGUUAUACAGUCAAUCAGCUAUCUACAUUGCAGCUGCUCAUGCUCUGAAACCAAAUUACAAUGUUUACACUAGUGCUCUGCGGCUGGUGAGAUCCAUGCUUCCUCUGCCAUAUCUUAAAGUCGGAUAUCUUACUGCACCACCAGUAGGGAAACCAAUUGCACCUCAUAGUGAUUGGAAACGAUCACAAUUUAUUUUGAACCACGAAGGGCUUCAACAGCAGGUCAGCAAAGGUGACCAAAAGCUAGUACCCCCUAGCGGCUCUGGAAGAUCAGGAGAUACAGCUAUAAAAAUUAAUAUUCCAGAUAUUGUUUCUGUUUCAGCAUGUGGUGAUCUGACUUUACCACCUGGUGCAGGGCUCUGCAUUGAUACAAUUCAGGGACCUCUCUAUCUGGUUGCUGAUUCAUGGGACUUCCUUGAUGGGUGGCUUGAUGCAAUCCGUCUAGUUUACACAAUUUAUGCACGAAGUAAGGGUGAUGUUCUGGCAGGUAUUAUAACAGGGUGAUUUUCUUUUCUUCUUUUCCUUUAAUUUAAUACAACCAAGCCCUUAACUUCGGAGUGAUGUAUAAUUUUUGUAACAACGGCUUGUUCAAAUAAACUAAGUAUAUUGUAAACGCUGGAUGUGUUAAUUAGAAUUUUCAUCUACA
This is a messenger RNA of Argentina anserina (silverweed cinquefoil), 1857 nucleotides long. RefSeq names its product protein HLB1. The record is from RefSeq and is a predicted model, not a curated record. The transcript is spliced from 14 exons. Gene Ontology annotation, molecular function: protein binding. Bases 123 to 1715 code for a protein of 530 amino acids. NCBI's taxonomy places the organism in Eukaryota, Viridiplantae, Streptophyta, Magnoliopsida, Rosales, Rosaceae.